Molecule: messenger RNA, 1128 nt
Organism: Penicillium coprophilum
Lineage: Eukaryota; Fungi; Ascomycota; Eurotiomycetes; Eurotiales; Aspergillaceae
Product: DUF453-domain-containing protein
Exons: 2
Coding region: 1-1128 (375 amino acids)
Source: RefSeq, a predicted model, not a curated record
AUGAAGCAAAGCAACAGUUGCGGCAGCCACCAAAGGUCUAUUCUAGCAACAUGGAUGAGAUCUGGGACUUCUAAGGGUCUUUACGUGCUCAGAGAUCAACUUCCAAAGUGUCCGAGUGCCUGGGAGCCAAUCCUCUUGUCUCUGAUGGGCACCGGCAGCCAAACCAAUGGUAUCGGGGGAGGUACACCAACCACUUCCAAAGUGGCGGUGGUCUCCCGUUCAACGGUUCCAGGGUAUGAUGUCGAUUAUACAUUCGCCCAGGCGGACUUUGCUGGUGCAAGACUAGACAUGUCUGGGACUUGUGGGAAUAUAGCUGCCGGGGUUGGCCAAUUCGCUCUGGAUCAAAAUCUGGUGGAGGUUCCAAGUGAGGAAGAAUGGGCCGAUAUCAGAGUUCUUGUCACUAAUACUGGUCAAGCAUUGUUGGUGAGCAUUCCACUAGGAAACACGAAAUGUGAUAUCAGAAUCACAUUUUUGGACCCAAAUGGCAAUAUGACCGGAAAACUCUUUCCCAGUGGAGCCAGAAAAGACUAUCUUGCCUUUCAGUGCCCCAGCACCGGAACUAAGGUUGCCGUUCGAGCCACCUUAAUUGAUUGCACAAAUCCAUUCAUCUUGGUGGAUUCUGCUUCCAUGCCCACACUUUACGCCCUGGAAGGGCCAAAGGCUACACAGUCCGAAGCCCUUAUCGAAGCAAUCCGCCGUGCAGGUGCAGUUCGGAUGGGGCUUGCUAAGGAUGUAACAGAAGCUGGGAAACAACGGGGGACUCCGAAAAUUGCCGUGAUCGCCAACCCGAGCACUUCGAGCCAAUCAGUGGAUGUUGAUGUGACGGCAUUCACCGCGGGAGUCUUACAUCCUACUUUCCAGGUCACUGGAGCUAUUUGCCUGUCAGCCGCUCUAAGCAUACCUGGUACAGUAGCAUCGGACUUAUUACCAUCGUCGAUUCUCUGCCGGGAAACAUUUCAUAGCAAGCUUCAAUGGCCGCGCAUUUGGCGCAUCGCGCAUCGUGCAGGACAGGUUGAUGUUGAGGUCAGCGUGUCGCAAGACACAAAAGGAGAAUACUUCGUUGAAAGAGGAAGUAUAAUGCGAACAGCCCGGAAAUUGUUUGAGGGGCGGGCCUUCUACACAUUGUGA